Molecule: messenger RNA, 198 nt
Organism: Clunio marinus
Lineage: Eukaryota; Metazoa; Arthropoda; Insecta; Diptera; Chironomidae
Source: the annotation of a GenBank genome assembly
AUGUUUCCGUACAAUAAAAGAGGAGAAAAGAACAUGAAAUCAGGUCAAUUGGAAAAACGCAAAUUUGGAAUGUGUCAACUGAUGUGGCAACUGAAGAAACUGCCACUUGAUGAGAUACUGAGGUUUUCUUCCUUCAUUUUAUUAAGAGGAGGCGGAGAUGAUAUACUUAUAGGAUUUUAUUACACCUGGCUGUCUUGA